AUUUAUUUUAUUCAGUGUCUGAGAUCGAAACUAAAAUGGCGUCUGCUCUGUUUCAGGGUACUGCUCACGCAGUUUUGUACUCAAAAUUUCGACCUUUCCCACCUGCAGCCUUGAUCAAUAACAUAAUUAAUUAUGUUAAAUUGAAGACUAAUGCACCACUGAAGAAAGCAGUUGAUAUUGGAUGUGGCAGUGGACAAAGUACAGUUGUGCUUGCUAAACAUUUUGAAAAUGUUGUAGGCUUAGAUGUAAGUGAAGCUCAAAUAGAAUGUGCUAAAGCAAUCAAUUUUUCUUCAAAUAUUGAAUACAAAGUAGCCAAUGGAGAAAGAUUACCAUUUUCUCCAUGUUCAGUAAAUUUAGUAACUCUGUGUCAGGCAGUACAUUGGUUUGAAACAGAUAUACUAUUUAAAGAAGUGGAAAGAGUCCUAAUACCAAAUGGAGUUAUUUCUGCUUAUGGGUACUGGAUUCCACUACCUGUACUUGGAAAAGAGGAGGAGGACAAAAAAAUUAGUGAAUUAAUAAAGCAAUAUUUACAUGAGGAAAAAUUAGGACAAUAUUGGGACAAGGAAAGGUAUAUUGUCCAGAAUCAUUAUUCUGAUAUCCAUCUUCCUUUCAAAGAUGUUCACAGAACUAGUCUGGUGAAAGAAACUGAAUGCUCACUGGCAGAUUACAUCGGUUAUCUGAGUACAUGGAGUGCAUAUCAAAAGUUGUAUAGAAAGGACAAAAAAGAGGCUAGUAACCUGUUAAGUUAUAUACAAAAUGAGCUUUCUGAAAUCAUAGGGAAAGAUAAAUCUCCCAAAGACAUAAUAUUCAAACUGCAUACAGACUACUUCAUGAUAAUGGGUCACCGUUAAAAUGCGAGAAUUUCCAUUUUGCUCGUACCUAUAAUAGAUUCUAUUAUAUUAUGUAAUUCCAGUUAUCUAUUUAUUCUACUGUUACUGUUUUAUGUACAAUUAUACAAUAUGUGAUUCAUUAUGUAAAGAUUGAAAUAUUUUUAGUACUUUUCUAAUAUUUUAAUCAUUUGUUGUACAAUGACCAGUUUUAUUUAAAUUGUUAGCUGAAUAAAAGCAUUUUCUUAGA
Molecule: messenger RNA, 1077 nt
Organism: Stegodyphus dumicola
Lineage: Eukaryota; Metazoa; Arthropoda; Arachnida; Araneae; Eresidae
Product: putative methyltransferase DDB_G0268948
Molecular function (GO): S-adenosylmethionine-dependent methyltransferase activity
Source: RefSeq, a predicted model, not a curated record